Messenger RNA from Eurytemora carolleeae, 1235 nucleotides. Its product is annotated as angiotensin-converting enzyme. Bases 15 to 1220 code for a protein of 401 amino acids. Gene Ontology annotation, cellular component: plasma membrane. NCBI's taxonomy places the organism in Eukaryota, Metazoa, Arthropoda, Copepoda, Calanoida, Temoridae. Gene Ontology annotation, biological process: proteolysis. The record is from RefSeq and is a predicted model, not a curated record. The transcript has 13 exons. Gene Ontology annotation, molecular function: metallopeptidase activity; peptidyl-dipeptidase activity.
AGGCAGUAGAGGAGAUGAGUAAGUUUGACGCUACAAAUUUUACUCAAGAUACACAGAGACAGCUCAGUAAGGUUGGGUCUAAAUCCUUGUCUGAAAACUCAACAGUAGAAUUAUCUCAAAUAAUUACAGAUAUGGGCAAAAUAUACGGCACAGCACAGGUUUGUCUUCCGUCCGGAGAAUGUGAACUCUUGGAGCCAGGUUUAACAAAUAUAAUGGCAGAUUCUACUGAUUAUGAUCUCAGGCUGUUGGUCUGGGAGGAAUGGAGAAAUAAGGUGGGGCGUGCAAACAAACCGUUGUACGAGCGUUAUGCUGAGCUAAAAAAUGAACUUUCCCGCCUAAACGGACAUGAUGAUUUGGGAGAUGCCUGGCGGGAUAAAUAUGAAACUGAAACUUUUGGCGCGGAUGUUCAAUCCUUGUACAGAGAUAUGGAACCACUGUACCUUGAACUUCAUGCAUAUAUCCGUAGAAAGUUGUACAAUGUUUACGGAGAGGAGAAUAUCGAUCUGAAUGGAACACUGCCAGCCCACCUUCUUGGGGAUAUGUGGGGAAGGUUUUGGAACAAUCUUUACUCUUUCUCUACUCCCUUCCCUGAUAAACCUCCAAUAGUUCCAACGGAGUUGAUGAAAAAAGAAAAUUUCACUGUUCUCAAGAUGUUCCAAACUGGAGAUAAUUUCUAUGCAGGACUAGGGAUGCACCGAGUACCAGAUACAUUUUGGAAUCUGUCAAUGCUAAAGAAACCAACAGAUGGAAGGGAUGUUAUUUGUCAUGCUACAGCCUGGGACUUCUACGAUGCCAAAGACUUCCGGAUCCGGAUGUGCACAAGGGAUUUUAAUUUUGAAGAUUUACAAACUAUUCAUCAUGAGCUUGGACACACUCAGUAUCAGCAGAGUUAUAAGCACCAACCGCAGGUUUACAGGGACGGAGCAAACGAUGGGUUUCAUGAAGCGAUAGGUGAGCUGAUGUCCCUGGUGUCCUCUACUCCAUCCUACCUCUCUAAACUAGGACUACUUGAGGACUACAAACCUGAUGAGCAACAGGUUAACAACCCAUAUAAUAGACGCAACUAUUUGGCGGGGGGGGGGGGCAGUUCAACCCUCCCCCCUCCCCAUCUUCCCUACAUGAAACUUGGAUCCACCAAUGUUAAUGACAAUAAUUUUCCUUGUUUUGUCAAAUUUUACAAGCUUAACACAUUAAAACUUCAAAAUAAUUGUACAAACUGAGAAAAACAUAAAACU